Molecule: messenger RNA, 942 nt
Organism: Fomitopsis serialis
Lineage: Eukaryota; Fungi; Basidiomycota; Agaricomycetes; Polyporales; Fomitopsidaceae
Product: SGS-domain-containing protein
Exons: 4
Coding region: 179-796 (205 amino acids)
Biological process (GO): protein stabilization
Molecular function (GO): protein-folding chaperone binding
Source: RefSeq, a predicted model, not a curated record
GUCCUGCUCACGUGCCCUCUCCAGAAGAUUCCUGCGCGCCUGCCUGCGCCGGAAGGGCAGGUCGGACUUGCUCACAACCACAAUACACCGCGCGCAUCCUCUGCCCUCCUCCCAGACAAUCACCCACAAACGAGCGACCAUCGAGCAGUGCGAUAGCCCGAACGCGUUGCAGCCCGCCAUGGCGUCGAUCCGGCACGAAUUCUACGAGACCGACGAACGGCUCACCAUCUCCAUCUUCGACAAGGGCGCGGAUCCCCAGCAGGUCUCCGUCACCUUUGAGUCCCGCAGGCUAUCCUACGAACACGGUGACAAGAAACUCAAUCUCGCGCCCCUCAAGGGCCAGAUUGAUGCCGACAAGAGCGACUACACCGUUGGGAAGGUCAAGGUCGAGAUCCGUCUCGCCAAAGUCGUGCCUGGCCGUUGGGGAUCUUUGGUCAGCGAUAGUCCAGACCCCCUCGCUGCGACCCCAGCGACCUUUACUCCGAGCGCAACCGCACCCGUCGAAGCUGCCCGCAAGAACCCCAAGAAGAACUGGGACUCGAUCACGCAGACGAUCCUCUCCUCCGACAAGGAGAUCACGUCGAGCGAUGACCCGAAUGCAGGCGGCGACGCAGCUGUCAACGGCUUCUUCCAGAAACUUUAUGCAGACGCGGACGAGGACACGCGCCGCGCGAUGCUCAAGAGUUACCAGGAGAGCGGUGGCACGACGCUCAGCACAAACUGGGACGAAGUCGGGAAGGGCAAGGUCGAUGUCAAGCCGCCCGAGGGCAGCGAGUGGAAGAAGUGGGGCGCGUAAGGUGAUGCGAAGAUGCAAUGAACCAAAUCUCAACGUUGUAUUCUUGGGUUUCACGAAUCCCGUCGUGCGGAACUUGCUUUGAAAUAUUGCUCUGUGUUGCAUACGUUGUUAUGCUGACUGUCAAUGUAACCGCAAUUUCUUGUUCA